AUGAAUAGUCCACGAAACAUCACAGAAUUUUUUAUGCUGGGACUUUCACAAAACCCCAAGGUCCAAAGAGUUUUAUUUGUGCUCUUUUCUAUAGUCUACCUGGUGUCUGUUGGGGGAAAUGUACUUAUCAUGAGCACCAUUAUGUUUAGCCCCACCUUGGGCUCCCCUAUGUACUUUUUCCUGGCAUGUUUGUCUUUUAUUGACACUUGCUAUUCCUCAUGUAUGACUCCUAAACUCAUUGUUGACUCCACGUAUGAGGGGAGAGUCUUAUCCUUUGAAGGCUGCCUGGCUCAAUUCUUUGUUGCCCAUUUAUUGGGAGGAACUGAGAUCAUCCUGCUGACAGUGAUGGCCUAUGACCGCUACGUGGCCAUCUGCAGGCCCCUGCACUACACGACCAUCAUGACCAGGCAUAUCUGUGCCCUGCUGGUGGGGGUGGCUUGGCUGGGGGGCUUCCUGCAUUCAUUGGUUCAGCUCCUCCUCGUCCUUCAGUUGCCCUUCUGUGGGCCCAACAUGAUCAAUCACUUCGUCUGUGACUUGUACCCUUUGCUGGAACUUGCCUGCACCAACACUUAUGUCAUUGGUCUGCUGGUGGUCGCCAACAGUGGUGUGAUCUGCCUGUUGAACUUCCUCAUGCUGGCUGCCUCCUACAUCGUGAUCCUGCGCACCCUGAGGUCCCACAGUGCAGAGGGGAGACGCAAAGCCCUCUCCACCUGUGGGGCCCACUUCACCGUUGUUGCCUUGUUCUUUGUGCCCUGUAUAUUUAUUUACAUGCGGCCAUCAUCUACUUUGUCCAUUGACAAAAUAGUGGCUGUGUUUUAUUGUAUUCUGACACCCAUGUUCAACCCCCUGAUUUAUACCCUGAGGAAUGCAGAAGUAAAAAAUGCUGUGAAGAAUCUCUGGGCAAAAUGA
This is a messenger RNA of Choloepus didactylus (southern two-toed sloth), 909 nucleotides long. RefSeq names its product olfactory receptor 140. The transcript has a single exon. NCBI's taxonomy places the organism in Eukaryota, Metazoa, Chordata, Mammalia, Pilosa, Megalonychidae. The record is from RefSeq and is a predicted model, not a curated record. The coding region runs from base 1 to 909 and encodes 302 amino acids. Gene Ontology annotation, biological process: G protein-coupled receptor signaling pathway. Gene Ontology annotation, molecular function: olfactory receptor activity; G protein-coupled receptor activity. Gene Ontology annotation, cellular component: membrane.